Eurytemora carolleeae is the source of this 2688-nucleotide messenger RNA. RefSeq names its product centrosomal protein of 152 kDa-like. The transcript has 18 exons. Gene Ontology annotation, biological process: centriole replication. The record is from RefSeq and is a predicted model, not a curated record. NCBI's taxonomy places the organism in Eukaryota, Metazoa, Arthropoda, Copepoda, Calanoida, Temoridae. Gene Ontology annotation, cellular component: centrosome. The coding region runs from base 18 to 2687 and encodes 889 amino acids.
AUUCAAUUGUUGAAUUGAUGCUACUUAUCAUUAAACUUUGUUCCAGAAAGAGAAUGGAUAACCCAGGGCUCAGUUUGUUUCAGAAUGGGGUUUCCUUGCAGUUGGAUACAGUCAAUCAGCAGGAGCGGGAGGAGGAGGAGGAUGAUAAAGAAGAGCAAAGAAGAAUAGAAGCAGAAUUAGCAGAGAAGCUUGAGGGUGCUUUUGAUGACCUGGAUUUAGAAGAUGGUGAUGAGAGCUCUAUAUACUCUCCACCCCCUCCACAACACUCAUACUCAGAUCUUCUCACCCCUGGACAGGUUCCAGCGAAAUACGCAACUAGCACACCGUUCAUUCAGAAUAAUCAUAAAGAAUUCCAGACCCAAGAUGAGAACUUAUUCAGACCUUUAGCCGUUGAAGAAACAACGUUCGACGGGGGACCGGAUGAUUACGGCGAUUAUGGUGGAUAUCAGGCCGGACAAGGUCAGGAUUAUGGCUCACAGAACAGAUACAUCGACGGACACGAUAAUGAUUAUGUUGGACACCAUUUUGCCGGGGACAAUGGCGGCGCUGUACAAUACAACACAGAGCAGUCGGGCCGGUACAGUAAAACUGUACAGUUUCCGGAUCAGCUUAAUAAAUCAGACACAGAGAAGGUUCGGGAGAGAAGUGUUGGAGAGAAACCUGGAGAACAAUCAGAUCUAAUGGUUCUUUAUACCGCCAGGGGAAGAGAAAUUGAACGGUUGGAAGCUGAGAUAAAAAAGAUGAAAGCCGAUCAUACAUCACAGAUUCGACAGCUUAGCCAGCGUACAGCCACAACAGCUAUGGACAAGCAACAGAUGGAGCAGCUGUUAGGUGACAGCAGAAGAGAAAACCAAUUGUUACGGGAUGAGUUGUAUACACUAAGAGAAACUACAGAAAAGUUGAAGGAGGAGAAGGAUGGUCUGGAGCGAGAACAUGAAGGGGAUAGAGAAGCAGUUACACAACUACAGAAACAGCUUCAGCUUCUUCAAACCUCAGAUACUGUGCUCAAAGCUAGACAACAACAUGAUGCUGUGGUCAGAUCAAUGAAGGAGAGGCAUGAGAACGAGGUUCAGAAGCUAAGAGUAGAAUUAGACACGGUCAAGUCAUCAGCUAGAGAAAAGGACAGGGAAUAUAACAUUCUCAGAGAUAAAUUUGUUGAGUUGAGAGACGACCAUGAUUAUUCACUAAAAGAGAAAACCAGACAAAUAGAGGAAUUAAGCGACAAGUUAGCAGCCUCUAAAGCAAGGGUAUCCGAGCUUAGUCAGUUGGACCAGUCGUCCAAAAUCCACAGACUUGAGUCUGAUCUGGAGCAAAUGAGGCAGACGAAUAUUCAGUUAGAGCAGCAGAUAAGCAGACUACACGCAGAAAUUUCCAGUCUUAAACUUGAGGUUGCGGGGUACGAAGCUAUUAAUCCUGAAGAAGCAUCAGAUUCAAUCCUUUCUCUGGGCCUUAGUACUUCUUCUAAACCAGAUGGUGGGCUGAGGUUAAAGGAGGAGCUUCAUAGAUCUCUGACUGGGAAUAAAUCUAAACGAGAAGAGAUAUCUAGGUUAGAGAAGUUGUUGUCGGAACGGGAAACUGAAGUGUUGAAACUGAACACGGAGUUGAGAGAGGUGGUGGGGAAACUCAAGGUUAGUGAGGAACUAGUCUCCGCCAGUAUUAACCAGGAGGAGGAGCUUGGACGGUUGAGGAAGGAGGUGGAGGAACUGAAACCAAGGAACCUGAAUCUACAAAACAACUUGACAGAGCUAGAAAAGCAAAAUAUCGAGGUUAAGAAAUGUAUGACUGCUAUGUUGGAGAAUAACAACGAGGACAAGAUGGAGGCCAUCGACAGCCUCCGGGAGGAAUAUGAAGAACAUUGUCGUAAUGCCGUCGAACAAACUAAAAGUUUGAUGGAAGGUGAAGUUCGACGCCUGAAGAUUGAGUUAGAUGUUUACAGUAAAACUGUUCUUGAACUCAGGAAGAAGCUGGAUCUGAAAACUAAUAUGGCGGAAGUAAAAUCCAGCAAUUUUUCUACAGCUGACGAGAAAACCAUUAAAACCCUGGAAGAAAAGCUUUCCUCCGCUCUAGACGAAAAUAAAGAAUUGUCCGUCAAAGUUGAGAAACUUACUGAACAAAUAUACAAACUCGAAACAAUAGAAAAGGAAGGAAGGGUAAACGUUUCUCUUGAUCAAGAUAAACUGGACGCGGCGGUAAAUGUCAGACUGGAGAAAAUUCAACAAGAGCUCAAAGAACAACUUAAUUUACAACAUCGGGCGGAGAUUGAGGAAGCGGUGGAUAAAGCUCGUUUAAACUGGUUGAAACAGCUUCCAGAGAUGCAGAAGAAAGGCGCAGCUGUUCGGGAGAGUGUUGGUCAGCUGGAACUGCUUAACAGCAAGCUGUCAGCUGUUACCAGGGAGAAGGAACAGCUUGAAAUAAAACUGAUCGCUGAAGUCCAUCGAAGGCAGGAGAAUCAGACUGAAAUUGAUUCAAUCAGAACUGAGUUACUUGCUGCUCAAACUGCAGCUCGGUCCGAGGAUAUCUUGAGAGAAGAGGUUGAGGGGUUGAAGAGGAAGAUGAGAGGGGAGGAGGAUAGGUUGAGGGAUGAGCUAAGGAGCUCCCUCGCUAAACAACAGGAACAGUGGCAAGGGAUACUCAGGAACUGUAGGCAGGAAACAGAGGAACAGAGGAAGAUGUUUAAUCAGAGGUAGG